CCACCAUCGCGCCUCCCAAAUCGCGUUGGAUGUUUUGCGCGUUUCGUUUGUUCUGCGACUUACACCAGACCACCAGCCCACCAAACAGACCACAACACCGCAACCAGGAACGCGGAUUCCCGACCAAAUCGCCCUACUAAGCGCCAGAUAGGUAACCAAGAUGCCUGGCCGAACAGUCAGCAAUCUUGGAGCAGGGCCGUCAAGGAAGAGGCCUCGUCGCGUUACUGAUGCUGAUGGGGAAGGAGUCGACGAGGAGAUCGUCCAUGUGCAACAGGCGAGCUCUGGCUUGCGUCACGAUGCCCGUAAACGGGCGCGCACGUCCACGGCUGCCUCCAGUAAAGACCUCGAAGAAGCCCUGCGAGAAACGACACCAGUUUCCUCAUCGGAGAGCGACGAUGAUAUCCCGAUGGAAGACGACGAAAUACCCGAACAUGGGGGUUCGCCAUCCAAGACACAAUACGACGAGCUCAGAGACAACGACUUCAAGCAUCUCGAGCACGAAGCAGCCGACGAUCAGCGUGCCACUCAGAAGAUUCGCUUCCGGCCAAACAGGCUCGGGGACAACGCCGUGUCAGAUAACGGCAUCAUCGAGAGCAUCACCUGCAUCAACUUCAUGUGCCAUGAGCGCCUGCACUGCGAGCUCGGGCCCCUGCUGAACUUUAUCGUCGGAGAGAACGGUAGCGGCAAGAGUGCCAUCCUCACGGCCAUCACUCUCUGCCUCGGCGGGAAGGCAAGCUCGACCAACCGUGGUGGCAGCCUAAAGAGUUUCGUCAAGGAAGGGCGGGAUCGCGCCAUCUUGAGUGUCAAGAUUAAGAACCAGGGAGUGGACGGAUACAAACAGGACGUCUAUGGCGAUUCCAUCAUUGUCGAACGCUAUUUCUCCCGGGCUAGCGGCAGCGGGUUCAAGAUCAAGAGCGCAACAGGCCAGAUCAUCUCGACCAAGAAGCAGGAGGUUGACGAAAUCUCGGAGUACUACUGCCUGCAGGUGGACAACCCCCUGAACGUUCUCUCCCAGGAUAAUGCCAGGCAGUUCCUCAACGCUGCGUCUGCAUCCCAGAAGUACAAGUUCUUCAUCGAAGGCGUGCAACUCGAGCAACUAGACAGGGACUACCGCCUCGUCUCUGAGUAUCUGGAGUCGAGCGAGGAGAAGGUCCCUCUUCAGGAAGAGAGAGUCGAGCUGGCAAAGAAGGACUGGGAGAAGGCCAAACGCCUCUCAGAGACGGUCCAGAACCAGCAAAAUGCCCGCCGACGUUUCCGUCUCCUGACAAGCCAGUUGGCCUGGUCCCAGGUCUCGGACGAGGAGAAACGCCUUGCGGAGCGCGACCAGAACAUACUGGAAAUUGAUGCCAAGGUUGCCGACACCGAGAGGGCCAUUGAAGGGAAGGCCCAACUCUUGGCGCAAGAGGACGAAACGAUUGCUCGCGCCCAGGCAGCUGCUGUCGAAGCCCAGGAGGACGAAGGCCUGUACCAGUCACAGGUGGAUGCGGCCGACGAGGAGUUCCAGGCGGCGAAGAAGAUGCUUGAGCAGUUACACACCGAUGAGCGAAGUGCCCACUCCGAGCUGAAGACCGCCGCCAACAAAGUUCAGGACCUGGAGCAGAAGAUCGAGGUAGAGCAGCAGCGCCUGGAGAAUUCUAAUGGCGAUGCCCUUACCCGCAAGAGAGAGGACCUUGCGAACGCGAAGGAAAGGGAGGAGGCGAUCAACCGGGAGAUUGCGGACAACAGACAGUUGCUGCCGACGCUGGAGGGAAAGCACAAAGAAGCCAAGCGAAGCGUGGCUGAGAUAACUCAAUCCGUGGAACGCAAGCGAGACGAGAUAUCGAACGUGGAAAGCAAGAUCCAUCGUUUUCGGCAGGGCCAGGGGUCGAAAUACGAUGCGUACGAACCCCGCGUCCCCAAUCUACUCUCCAUGAUUGCUGCGGAUAACAGCUUCGAGAACAAACCCGUUGGACCACUUGGCACUCACAUUCAACUACUCAAUCCCAUCUGGUCAUCGAUCCUGGAGCAGACGAUUGGGGCGAACCUCAACGCCUUCAUCGUAACGAGCCGGCACGACCACAAAAUUCUGCAGGCCAUGAUGAAUCGUGCGGGCGUCAGGAAUUGCCCUAUUCUCAUUGGCAAUCGUCACACUCUCAACACCGAUGGAAAGGAACCAGACCCUUCAUUCGACACCAUCCUCCGAGUCUUGAAGUUCGAUAAUCAGCUGGUGCGGGACCAGAUGAUCAUCAACAAUGCCAUCGAGCAAGUCAUUCUGAUCGCCGACAGGAUCAAGGCUGAGGAUGUCAUGUUCAGUGGGCCUGCACCAAGAAACGUCAUGGCGUGCUUGUCUCUUCAUGAUGGCAAGCGUGGCGAAGGCCUCCGGCUCACCAACAAGGGCGGCAGUAAUUACGGGACGACUACCGUGACGCCAAACCCCAAUUUGCGGCCCCGUAUGAAGACGGACUCGGACUCCCAGCUUUCGAUCCUGAAGGAAACGUUGGAGCAACUGGGGAACGAACUUCGGGAACUUGAAACGCAAAAGCGCCGAUUGCAGCAAGAUGCGCAUCGGUGUCAAUUAGAUAUCACCCAGCAUGGACAGAAGAAGAAGACUCUGGAGCACAACCUUAGAAAGGCCCAGGUUGAGAUCGAGACUAUCGAGGUCGAGCUGGACGGCUUCGACGGCGUUGAUGGCCGAUUGCAGGGCUUCCAAGAGCAGCUCGAGCAGGCCAAGAAGGAUCAAGAACACCAUGGAAGGCAGUACGGUGAUCUUGUCGUCAAGAAGCAGAAUCAGAAUAAGGAAGUGGAGGCUAGCAAGGAAAAGCUGAGGGCGGAGCGGACUCAGAAAAAAGACUAUGAAGCGCGAGUUGACAAGGCGAUGAAGAAGGUCAACAGGUUGACUCAGCUGCGCGGCAUCACCCUCACCGAGAAGAACGAAGCUCAUGCCGAACUCGACAUGCUCAAAGACGAUAGGAUACGUGCCGAAGACAAACGCAACCGGCAAGCCGCUCGGCUCGUCGAAUUCAUCCAGAUGGCGGAACAGGUUUCACCGCAACGCGUGCAUAUCGCCGAGAAUGAGACGUACCAGAGCGUCGAGAAGGCACACGCGGCGCUGAAGGUGCAGCUUGAGGCGGCGCAAAAGGAAAGAGGCAUGACCGACGCUGAAGUUUACGAUUACGCCGUCAAGACCAAGGCUGCCCAUGAUCAGAUGCGGCACGACCUGAAGACGAUCAAGGAUGUGAACCAGAGCUUGAAAAACACGCUGACGAAGCGUCUACACAAGUGGCGAACAUUCCAGCGCUACAUCUCGGCGCACUCGCGCGCCAACUUCAUUUACCUCCUGAGCGAGCGAGGAUUCAGAGGCAAGCUCAUGCUCGACCACAAGCAAAAGAGGCUCGCUAUCCAGGUGGAGCCGGACAAGACGGAGAAGAGGGCUGCGGGCCGCAACACCAAGACACUGUCGGGCGGCGAGAAGUCGUUCUCAUCCAUAUGCCUGCUUCUCUCGAUCUGGGAGGCCAUGGGAUCGCCACUCCGCUGCCUGGACGAAUUCGACGUCUUCAUGGACAACGUCAACAGAGCGAUCAGCACUAAUAUGCUGAUUUCCGCUGCCCGCCGUUCCGUCGGUCGACAGUAUCUCCUAAUCACCCCUAAUGCCAUCGAAGGCCGCGCCACGCUCGACCGGGAUGUCAAAAUCAUUCGACUGACCGACCCCCGUCAACGAAGGCUGGUCGAUCACUGAUAUACCGGCGGUACCGUUUGUUUGCUGUAGCUUGUUUGCUGUAGCUUGUCCAUAUUUCAUGUUCGUCUAUUGUUUAAAUAGAGAGCUUCAAAGGCCUUGGGUGUUUGGAGCUAGGUUGAUCUGGAAGAGGAGAGGCUUCGUCUAUUUGGGACUCUACAUCUCCUUCCCGAAGCCCCCCUCUAAGGCAGAGGAGAGGGCUUCUUGUUUAUUAAGGAUGGCUACGAAGCCGCGGUGACGACGAUAGAUGUCCUUGUCGACAAAAUUAUACCCGCUGGGAGAUAGUCGCUCUAUUCAAUAUACAGAAUGCUGUAGUAUACACUUAUAC
Phialemonium atrogriseum is the source of this 4040-nucleotide messenger RNA. RefSeq lists its product as uncharacterized. The transcript has 4 exons. Lineage: Eukaryota; Fungi; Ascomycota; Sordariomycetes; Cephalothecales; Cephalothecaceae. Gene Ontology annotation, biological process: double-strand break repair via homologous recombination. The coding region runs from base 161 to 3715 and encodes 1184 amino acids. Gene Ontology annotation, cellular component: Smc5-Smc6 complex; nucleus; site of double-strand break. The record is from RefSeq and is a predicted model, not a curated record. Gene Ontology annotation, molecular function: single-stranded DNA binding; ATP hydrolysis activity; damaged DNA binding.